Procambarus clarkii (red swamp crayfish) is the source of this 2412-nucleotide messenger RNA. RefSeq names its product autotransporter adhesin BpaC-like. The record is from RefSeq and is a predicted model, not a curated record. Lineage: Eukaryota; Metazoa; Arthropoda; Malacostraca; Decapoda; Cambaridae.
AUGUUUUGUACUGCCUCCCUCAUUGAAGGCAGCGCCUCCCUGAUUGAAGGCAGCGCCUCCCUGAUUGAAGGCAGCGCCUCCCUGAUUGAAGGCAGCGCCUCCCUGAUUGAUGGCAGCGCCUCCCAGAAUGAUGGCAGCGCCUCCCUGAUUGAAGGCAGCGCCUCCCUGAAUGAUAGCAGCGCCUCCCUGAUUGAAGGCAGCGCCUCCCUGAUUGAAGGCAGCGCCUCCCUGAUUGAAGGCAGCGCCUCCCUGAUUGAAGGCAGCGCCUCCCUGAUUGAAGGCAGCGCCUCCCUGAUUGAAGGCAGCGCCUCCCUGAAUGAUGGCAGCGCCUCCCUGAAUGAUGGCAGCGCAUCCCUGAAUGAAGGCAGCGCCUCCCUGAAUGAUGGCAGCGCCUCCCUGAAUGAAGGCAGCGCCUCCCUGAAUGAUGGCAGCGCCUCCCUGAAUGAUGGCAGCGCCUCCCUGAAUGAAGGCAGCGCCUCCCUGAAUGAUGGCAGCGCCUCCCUGAAUGAUGGCAGCGCCUCCCUGAAUGAAGGCAGCGCCUCCCUGAAUGAUGGCAGCGCCUCCCUGAAUGAUGGCAGCGCCUCCCUGAAUGAAGGCAGCGCCUCCCUGAAUGAUGGCAGCGCCUCCCUGAAUGAUGGCAGCGCCUCCCUGAAUGAAGGCAGCGCCUCCCUGAAUGAUGGCAGUGCCUCCCUGAAUGAUGGCAGCGCCUCCCUGAAUGAUGGCAGCGCCUCCCUGAAUGAAGGCAGCGCCUCCCUGAAUGAAGGCAGCGCCUCCCAGAAUGAAGGCAGCGCCUCCCUGAAUGAUGGCAGCGCAUCCCUGAAUGAAGGCAGCGCCUCCCUGAAUGAUGGCAGCGCCUCCCUGAAUGAUGGCAGCGCCUCCCUGAAUGAUAGCAGCGCGUCCCUGAAUGAAGGCAGCGCCUCCGUGAAUGAUGGCAGCGCCUCCCUGAUUGAUGGCAGCGCCUCCCUGAAUGAAGGCAGCGCCUCCCUGAAUGAAGGCAGCGCCUCCCAGAAUGAAGGCAGCGCCUCCCUGAAUGAUGGCAGCGCAUCCCUGACUGAAGGCAGCGCCUCCCUGAAUGAUGGCAGCGCCUCCCUGAAUGAUGGCAGCGCCUCCCUGAAUGAUAGCAGCGCCUCCCUGAAUGAUGGCAGCGCCUCCCUGAAUGAUGGCAGCGCCUCCCUGAAUAAAGGCAGCGCCUCCCUGAAUGAUGGCAGCGCCUCCCUGAAUGAUGGCAGCGCCUCCCUGAAUGAUGGCAGCGCCUCCCUGAAUGAUGGCAGCGCCUCCCUGAAUGAUGGCAGCGCCUCCCUGAAUGAUGGCAGCGCCUCCCUGAAUGAAGGCAGCGCCUCCCUGAAUGAUGGCAGCGCCUCCCUGAAUGAUGGCAGCGCCUCCCUGAAUGAAGGCAGCGCCUCCCUGAAUGAUGGCAGCGCCUCCCUGAAUGAUGGCAGCGCCUCCCUGAAUGAUGGCAGCGCCUCCCUGAAUGAAGGCAGCGCCUCCCUGAAUGAAGGCAGCGCCUCCCAGAAUGAAGGCAGCGCCUCCCUGAAUGAUGGCAGCGCAUCCCUGAAUGAAGGCAGCGCCUCCCUGAAUGAUGGCAGCGCCUCCCUGAAUGAUGGCAGCGCCUCCCUGAAUGAUAGCAGCGCGUCCCUGAAUGAAGGCAGCGCCUCCGUGAAUGAUGGCAGCGCCUCCCUGAAUGAUGGCAGCGCCUCCCUGAAUGAAGGCAGCGCCUCCCUGAAUGAAGGCAGCGCCUCCCAGAAUGAUGGCAGCGCCUCCCUGAAUGAUGGCAGCGCAUCCCUGAAUGAAGGCAGCGCCUCCCUGAAUGAUGGCAGCGCCUCCCUGAAUGAUGGCAGCGCCUUCCUGAAUGAUAGCAGCGCGUCCCUGAAUGAAGGUAGCGCCUCCGUGAAUGAUGGCAGCGCCUCCCUGAAUGAAGGCAGCGCCUCCCUGAAUGAUGGCAACGCCUCCCUGAAUGAUGGCAGCGCCUCCCUGAAUGAUAGCAGCGCGUCCCUGAAUGAAGGCAGCGCCUCCGUGAAUGAUGGCAGUGCCUCCCUGAAUGAAGGCAGCGCCUCCCUGAAUGAUGGCAACGCCUCCCUGAAUGAUGGCAACGCCUCCCUGAAUGAUGGCAGUGCCUCCCUGAAUGAAGGCAGCGCCUCCCUGAAUGAUGGCAGUGCCUCCCUGAAUGAUCGCAGCGCCUCACUGAAUGAUUGCAUAUUGGAUUGGCUCUACCAACUCCGGAAGCGGCGGCCGCCACUCUCCACCAAAUACCAAUAUAUGAAAAAAAUGACGAGUGGCGUAGCCAACUUCGCACGAGAAAGAAAAAGGAAAUUGAGAAAUUUUCAAAAACCUACAACACCUCAGUGGAGUGAAACAACACCAUCAGAGGGAGGUAACUGGAUGAACAAGCAGCAGCACUGCGCUGCAGGUUGA